This is a messenger RNA of Notolabrus celidotus (New Zealand spotty), 1336 nucleotides long. RefSeq names its product arrestin domain-containing protein 3-like. The transcript is spliced from 6 exons. NCBI's taxonomy places the organism in Eukaryota, Metazoa, Chordata, Actinopteri, Labriformes, Labridae. Gene Ontology annotation, cellular component: cytoplasm; plasma membrane. Bases 1 to 1080 code for a protein of 359 amino acids. Gene Ontology annotation, biological process: protein transport. The record is from RefSeq and is a predicted model, not a curated record.
AUGACCAUCAAAAAUUUUUCGAUUGAAUAUGACGCGAUCAACAGCAGGAACAUCUUUACAAAUGGAGAUACCAUGAAUGGAAGAAUCAUCGUGGAGGUCUCUAAGGAAACUAAAGUUCAGGCGCUUACUUUCAUAGGAAUGGGAAAAGCUGUGGUGUGCUGGAGUGAACAUUAUGGACAGUAUCAUCAUCAUGUGUACAGGUCUAGUGAGAAAUACUAUGAAGUCAAACAUCACAUCUUAAGAGAGGCAAGACAAGAUGGCACUGAUGUUAUCGGGAAAGGAAGACAUGUCUUUCCCUUUGCCUUCACAAUUCCUGACAGAAAAAUCCCCUCAACAUUCAAAGCCUCCAUUGGAAAAAUUGUUCACAAAGUCAAGGCAGAGCUGAAACAGUCAAUGAAGCUGACAAAAAAGGCCAAAUCACACUUCACAUUUGUGUCCAAAGCAGACAUGGACACACCAGGACUGAUGGAACCUCAGUACAGUUGCAAGGAUAAAUCUGUGAAAGCUUUUGGCUCUGGAAGCGUUUCAAUGGAUGUUCACACCAAGCACAUGGGAUACAUGCAAGGAAAGGCUAUUAAGGUCGUGGCUGAAAUCAACAACCGCUCAUCUCGUUCAGUGAAGCCCAAAUUCACACUGUAUGAGAAGAGGAGCUUCUUUGCACAGGGUCGCAGGAGAGUUAACACAAAUGAGAUCCUUAAGGACAAGAUCGAGGCCAUUGCUUCGUCUGGCAAAGAGACUGUGACCAAGGUGAUCCCAGUCCCUAGGGAACUACCUCCCUCCAUCCUGAACUGCUCCAUCAUCAAGCUGGAGUACAGACUGAAGAUCCAUCUGGAUAUCAAAUGUGCUUCAGACCCAGAGAUCAAACUCCCAAUAGUUGUCCUCCCUGCCUCUGAAGCUUCUACUGUGAAACAACCACCUCCUUCUGCUGGUUUUGGAUUUGAAGCUUACCCAAACCCAGCACCCUGGGGCAUGACACCACAACAAAUACCACCAAGAUCUAUGGAUCCCCCACCUCCAUAUGGAGCUGCAGCAAUGUACCCCCCUUUCACUACUGAUGGACAAUAUAAGAAUGCACUCUAAACAUGAAUCAGAUUUAUCAUUGCACACAAUUAACAUGUAGGCAUAAACAGCUUUACUCCUCAACAGCUGUUGACAAACGUGAAUGUUGAACUUUGGUGUUGUUAUCAUUUGAAUGCAUGUUACACCUACUGUCUUAAGACAGUGUACAUUACAGAGGAGGCAAAGCCAAUGUAUAUUGAUUACCAGAUGUAUUGGAUACCCAUGAAAAUUGUACAUAAAGUAUCUAAUAAAGUGCUUUUUACUUUUGUAAAAAUAA